GCUAUUCAUUCUUUUUCGUCGCGCACACGUACACGUAAAAAUUAGCGUUGUGUUGGUCGAGUGCGAGCGCAAGAAUCGCACCGCGGCUGUGGCGCGCGGGAGUAGAGGGGGCCGCCCGUGAGCAUUUAAAAACUGGAGUACAACGCCGGCCAAGGGAUCAGUUGCGGCUCGGCGCGCUCAGUGAGAACAUCGCUUCUUGCCUCAUCGAUAUAAAAGACGCUACGUUUAUUAGUUCGUCCAUAAACUCUCGGCUACUUAUUAGCUACAUAAUUGGACUUUGAAAAAUCUGAAAGAUUUUCGACUUUGAUUUUUUUUUCAUCUUUAAAAAAAACCAACACAACUCCAAAAUGCCUAUCUCAGUGAACGAAGUGAAGACGGUGCGCGCCACAUUCGGCAUGGGCUGCUUCUGGGCCGGCGACGCUCUGUUCGGAGCCACCCCCGGCGUCGUCACCACCGCAGUCGGCUACGCCGGCGGCACCAAAGAAAAUCCAGCCUACAAAAAUCUCGGCGACCACACCGAGGUCAUCCACAUCGAGUACGACCCGGAGCGCAUCAGCUACUCGCAGCUGCUCGACCUCUUCUGGAACAAUCACGAGUACGGCCUGACCGCCUACGUGAAGCGACAGUACCUCUCGCUGAUCCUCUACCACAAUCAGGAGCAGAAGGAGCUGGCCGAGGCGUCGCGCGACCAUCAGCAGCGACUGCGCAACGAGCGAUUCGCCACCGAGAUCUCGCCCUUCGACAAGUUCUACCCGGCCGAGGACUAUCAUCAAAAGUAUCGGCUGCAGGGACACGCCUACCUGGUCGAGGCGCUGGGCCUCAAGAGCGCCGUGGAGCUGCAGACCAGUCCGCUGGCCGCCAAGCUGAACGGCUUCGUCGCCGGGGCCGUGUCGCCGAGCGAGUUCGAGGAGCAGGUGAAGAGCCUCGAGCUCAGCGACAAAGCCCUGCAGUACGUGCGCAAGCACGUGAUCGAUAAUCAAGGCAGCGGACUCUACUGCUGAUAGACGAUCGUGACGGACACAUUUUUCCACCGCGCGAUGCCACUUUAUCUAUUAGAGGCGCCUGUAAAUAAUUAAUUUAUAUAUUUUAUUUAUUUUAUUAUUACUUGUUGUUGUAACCGAAAAAGUAUUUUGCGAUUUCGAGACCUGGCAUGUCUUAUAUACUAUUAAGAUAUCUCUGUGACAAAAAACGAAACAAAAAAUUCAUGACGGGGUCGUUUCUGUUAUUAUUUAGUUUUUAAUGUAUCGACGAAUUAGUUUACUAGUAGAGGAUGUUUCCAAUUGUUAGAUGUACGUAGACUCAUCCUCUGGAUUGCCUGUUAAAGCUGCGCUAUACGUCCGAAGGACGUCGAUAGGUUCUUUUUUUUAGCUUGCCAUGAGGUAUUAGAAUUAUAAGUAUAACUAUUUGUAUGACAAAUUGACUAUUAUAAUAAAAAUAAUUUUCAAAUGAA
This is a messenger RNA of Trichogramma pretiosum, 1450 nucleotides long. It is a transcript of the gene MsrA, whose product is annotated as peptide methionine sulfoxide reductase. Bases 348 to 1001 code for a protein of 217 amino acids. Gene Ontology annotation, molecular function: peptide-methionine (S)-S-oxide reductase activity. The record is from RefSeq and is a predicted model, not a curated record. The transcript has 3 exons. Lineage: Eukaryota; Metazoa; Arthropoda; Insecta; Hymenoptera; Trichogrammatidae.